UCUGCUCACAAUUACACAACACCAACUCAUACAAACCCUACAAAACUAAGCCAUGAUGAAGAACCCUAAUUUAUCCUUCCCUGUUGUCUUUCUCGCGGUUGUAAUGGCCGCGGUAUCGGCCUCAAGUGCAGCGUCAAGCAUGUUACUCGACACUGGGGGCGAACUACUUAUUCCUAAUGCCCUUUACUACAUCCUACCUGCCGGGAACGGGACAGGAGGUGGUCUUAUACCCGUUAGCACAGAAGUUUACCAAACUCAUUGUCCACCCGGUAUUGUUCAAUCCCAAUUACCGUACAUCCUAGGGGUUCCUGUUAGGUUCCGACAGUUAUCCAGAGUGGGGUUCGUACCGUUAGAGUAUGAUAUCAACAUCGAAUUCGACAUCGACAUAUGGCCUUGCGCUGAUGAAUCCAAGGUGUGGAAAGCUGUUUCCUCUCAGUGGCUGAGAGGGAGCUAUGUAAGCGCUGGCGGAGAGAAAUUUAGCGAUGACAGCUGGUUCCAGAUCGUGAGAGAUGGAGAUUCUUACAUGAUUCUGCACUCUCGGAGCUCGCAACAUGUCAGUCUCUUUAAAUGGGCGAACAAUGCUUUGGUACUUGGGUAUAACCCCUUCCCGGUCAAGUUCAUGAAGGCUGACCAAAUCACAAGAAACGAACUCUCCGUGAAAACUAUGUGAAAGUAUGUUUCCUUAUUUAGAUCUUGUAUGACGAAUAACGCGCGGUUGAAACAAUACCAACUUUGUUGCUCUAUGUUGAAUUUUAAUGGUUUAUAUAUAUGAAUAAAAUCUUAUUUUAUAUCUUGUUGAAA
Messenger RNA from Tarenaya hassleriana, 801 nucleotides. Its product is annotated as bark lectin-like. Gene Ontology annotation, molecular function: endopeptidase inhibitor activity. The transcript has a single exon. The record is from RefSeq and is a predicted model, not a curated record. Lineage: Eukaryota; Viridiplantae; Streptophyta; Magnoliopsida; Brassicales; Cleomaceae. Bases 53 to 670 code for a protein of 205 amino acids.